Molecule: messenger RNA, 1447 nt
Organism: Xylaria bambusicola
Lineage: Eukaryota; Fungi; Ascomycota; Sordariomycetes; Xylariales; Xylariaceae
Product: ubiquitin 3 binding protein But2 C-terminal domain-containing protein
Exons: 2
Coding region: 95-1339 (414 amino acids)
Source: RefSeq, a predicted model, not a curated record
GUUAUUUUCUUGGAAGAUUCUUUGGGCCAACACCGUCAUCAUCAUUUUGUUUCUUUGCAGGCCUCGCCAAUUCCACAAGUGCCUCUGUGCCGGGAUGCUAGUCAUGCUCAUACCCCUUGUCUCUAUCCUCUGGAUGCACACCCUGGACCCCGUCGACGCCCACGCCACGCGUGAUAACGUGGGCUGCGGCUUUCACUUGUCGUGCUCGGGAGCCUUCAACGGCUCCGUCGGCGAGAAAGGUAGUGGCCAGGCCCACGCUGGCAGCGACGUGUCGACGCCGAGCUUGUUCACUUGGUUCGGCGAUGCUUUUGCUGAUCAGCAGGGUAGUGGGUGCUGGUGGACUCCUCCGACGUUUACCCUCCAGUGUGACAAGAAUCAACCGCCGGACCACGGGUUUGAUAUCGGCUGUGACGGCGUCCUGUCAUUCAGUGGCCAGUCCGUCUUCUACGAGUGUCCGACAGGAGAAGGGGACGAAGUAAAUCUCUAUCUCCGUCCUGUCGGCGACCAAUGCCAUGAAGUCACCAUCCACGCUGAUAACUGCGCGCCGUCUACAUGUCCUGGUGGUGGCGGAGCUGGUCCGGUUCCUGGAGCGACGAAUUCACCUUCGACUUCUGCUACUACGAUGAUUACUGCACCAUCUUCUCCAAACUCACCGCCAGGAAGUCCUUCUUCGGGACCUGCAACGUUAUCAUCUUCUACGACAUCGCCGGGCCCACCGACCCGAACUCCUUUCACGACAAAUGGCGGGACUACAAAAACGAGCAUUACAAGCACAUCGACAAUCACCACGAUAGUACCCGGUAGUAGUAGCGGCACCGGCUCCUCUACGUCUACACCCCCGCCCGGAUCAACAUCUAGCUGUGUGGAGACAGGCCCUGAACAAAUCAUCCUCACGGACCUAGGCAACCCAGACACGGCCUAUGGCCCGAACGACGGCAAGCACAUCCAGGUGUCGCCCAACGCCUCAAGCAUCUUCAACUUCCGCUUCGAUGACGCAGACGUGGGAAAGACGUGUCAGAUCUCGUUCCGGCUUACUUCCUCUUCUGCUUCACCCCACGGAGGAGGAGGAGCGUUCAACUUGACGGGCACGGGAAUUGUCGUCUUCGAAGCCCUCGAGGGUUGGGCAAACAGUAAUACCACGUAUAACUCGAUGCCGCGCGUCGUGCAAACCAUGGACGACGCCGUGCUGUUCGAUGGCCUUGACCGCGCGUUUCCGGCCUUCCCGUGUCCUGGCUCGUCGACUCGGUCUGCGGUUUUGUUGUCCGAGGGCCCCAUGGCUGAUACUUGUCUCGACUGUGUGCAGGGAGGUGGUGUAGGGAUGUUUUUGAGAAAGUGCUAGGGGUGGUUUACUGGAGAAAAAGAGAGAUGGAUAUUUACUUUUGGGGGUUUGGCUGGGCUCGUUUUGAUUUUCCUUACGUUACAUUCGGGAUCGCUUUUUUUCUGUUUU